Molecule: messenger RNA, 615 nt
Organism: Sparassis crispa
Lineage: Eukaryota; Fungi; Basidiomycota; Agaricomycetes; Polyporales; Sparassidaceae
Product: glycolipid transfer protein
Exons: 5
Coding region: 1-615 (204 amino acids)
Biological process (GO): ceramide transport; intermembrane lipid transfer
Cellular component (GO): cytosol; membrane; cytoplasm
Molecular function (GO): protein binding; ceramide 1-phosphate binding; ceramide 1-phosphate transfer activity
Source: RefSeq, a predicted model, not a curated record
AUGGCACCCUAUCUCGAGUCUGUAAAGUCGUUCGUGGAUGUGCCUGUGACCGACGCUGGCGUCGACACCGUCGCAUUCCUUGAGGCAGCUGAGGGAGUAGUAGGCUUGUUCGAUAUACUCGGAUCUGCCGCAUUCACGGUAGUACAGGCGGACCUGAGAGGCAACAUUGCGAAAGUUCGCGUUCGGUAUGAGGCUACUCCGACACAGUCGUCCACCCUCGAGCUGCUCGUGAUCAACGAGAAGGGCGAGAAGAAGCGCACGGCAACGGAGGGCCUGAUGUGGUUGCUUCGCGGGCUCGCGUUCACUUGCAAGGCCCUGCAGGCAACUCAAGCAAACCAGACAGAAGAGCUGGCUGCCGCGUUCAGCAAGUCUUACGAGCAGACGCUCAAGCAGUUCCACAACUUUGUCGUGAAAGGGAUAUUUUCAGUUGCGAUGAAAGCGUGCCCUUACCGCGCUGACUUCUACGCCAAGCUCGCAUCGGAUCCCGCAGGUGGUCCUUCAGUCACUGCCGAUAAGCUGAACGAAGAGCUUAACAGCUGGCUCACUGCGCUGGCCGCGAUUGUGACGAGGAUGGAGACGUUCUAUGAACAGGGUGGACACAACAAGGGUUUCUGA